Molecule: messenger RNA, 924 nt
Organism: Perkinsus marinus ATCC 50983
Lineage: Eukaryota; Perkinsozoa; Perkinsida; Perkinsidae
Exons: 8
Coding region: 1-924 (307 amino acids)
Source: RefSeq, a predicted model, not a curated record
AUGAACGGGCUUUCGCCUUGCCCUACUGCUACCAUCACUACGACCAGUAUCACAGUCAGUGAACCUCCAACAUCAGCUAAGACCUCACAAGAGAAUGCGAUACAUAUCCCUCGGUCUAUAGCCCAUUCAGAAGCCGCAGUUAACAGACAUAAAAGACUACAGAAAACUAAACUGUGCAAAUACGGCGAAGAUUGCGAGUAUCGAGCCAUCGGUCGCUGCUUUUACGCCCAUUCUAUUGAAGAAGUCCAACCACGCCUUCCUAAAACUGAGGAGGAGGUCGUCAGUGAUUCCCUCCACAAAAUAGCAGCAGAGAAUGCCGAGACUAUACGUAACAUAGCUCUACAAGAACAAGCUGCUGCUAUGCUAGCUGCGAACCCUUGGUACUACAACCCACAGAUCGCCGCUACUCUGGCUGCUACCUCUAUGGCCGCUGGUCCCCCGGCCAUACCCCGGGCUUAUGCAGCAUCAGCUACCGCUUAUUGGGCCGCCCUUCUCGGCCAGGCAGCCACUGCUGGCGAAUUGGCUAGGGCGGUGGGUACGACGACAAUUCCAAGCCUUAUGGCCUCGAGCGCUGUGGCCGCUACCUCAAUCUUGGACAAGUCGGAAGCGAUCCCGGGGUACGGCCAAGUCCCUCUGGCAGACUUUGCCAUGUUGGGUUUGCCGGGUGGUGGAGGUCUGCUACCUCCUGCUGUGAGUGCUCCUGUUACUGCUUCUGUCAACGACUCAAGCUCGGCUUUGUUGACGAAACCACCCGGAUUGGUUUCCCAUGAUGAGAGCCCUGAUGCUUCCUCAAAGGCCCCCUCAGUAGAUGGCCAUGGUGCCCGUACGAGCAAGGCCAAUGACUAUGAUGCUGUCGAGACCCAGAGUGACUUUGGUGGUACCAGAGAUCUGGCCAGUCUAGGAGUUAGCAUGAACAGCAUGUAA